Melospiza georgiana is the source of this 1770-nucleotide messenger RNA. RefSeq names its product APOBEC1 complementation factor (gene A1CF). The record is from RefSeq and is a predicted model, not a curated record. Gene Ontology annotation, cellular component: nucleus. The transcript is spliced from 11 exons. NCBI's taxonomy places the organism in Eukaryota, Metazoa, Chordata, Aves, Passeriformes, Passerellidae. Gene Ontology annotation, molecular function: mRNA binding. The coding region runs from base 1 to 1770 and encodes 589 amino acids.
AUGGAAUCAAAUCACAAAUCCGGGGAUGGAUUGACCGGCACACAGAAAGAAGCCGCCCUCCGUGCGUUAAUUCAGCGAACAGGAUAUAAUUUGAUCCAGGAAAAUGGGCAGAGGAAAUAUGGGGGACCACCACCGGGCUGGGAUGGCCCUCCACCAGAGAGGGGCUGUGAGAUCUUCAUUGGGAAACUGCCCCGAGACCUCUUUGAGGAUGAACUCAUCCCCCUCUGUGAAAAGAUUGGCAAAAUCUAUGAGAUGAGGAUGAUGAUGGACUUCAAUGGCAACAACAGGGGCUACGCCUUUGUGACCUUCUCCAAUAAACAGGAGGCCAAGAAUGCUAUAAAGACACUCAAUAAUUAUGAAAUCAGGAACGGGAGGCUCCUGGGCGUGUGUGCCAGCGUGGACAACUGCCGCCUGUUCGUGGGGGGCAUCCCCAAAACCAAGAAGAGGGAGGAGAUCCUGGCAGAGAUGAAGAAGGUCACGGACGGCGUCGUGGACGUCAUCGUCUACCCCAGCGCGGCCGAUAAAACCAAAAACAGGGGCUUUGCCUUCGUGGAGUACGAGAGCCACCGGGCAGCAGCCAUGGCCAGGAGGAAGCUGCUCCCAGGAAGGAUCCAGCUGUGGGGACACCCCAUUGCCGUGGACUGGGCAGAGCCAGAGGUGGAGGUGGAUGAGGACACCAUGUCCUCAGUGAAGAUCCUCUACGUGAGGAACCUCAUGCUCUCCACCACCGAGGAGACCAUUGAGAAGGAGUUCAACAGCAUCAAACCAGGUGCAGUGGAGAGAGUAAAGAAAAUUAGAGACUACGCCUUUGUGCACUUUAAUAAAAGAGAACACGCAGUGGAGGCCAUGAAAGCCUUGAAUGGGAAGGUGCUGGAUGGCUCCCCCAUCGAGGUGACCUUGGCCAAGCCGGUGGACAAGGACAGCUACGUGAGGUACACGCGUGGCACGGGUGGCAGGGCCCCGGUGCUGCAGGGGGACUACACCUACACCCUGGGCCACCUGUACGACCCCGCCACCGCCUACCUGGGCGCCCCGGUCUUCUACGCACCGCAGGCCUACGCAGCCAUCCCCAACCUGCACUUCCCCGCCGCCAAGGGGCUCGGCGGCAGGAGCAUCCUCCGGCCCCCCUCUGUCCGAGAAAUUUACAUGAAUGUACCUGUAGGGGCUGCGGGCGUCCGAGGCCUGGGAGGCCGCGGCUACCUGGCGUUCCCAGGCCUGGGGCGCGGAUACCACCUCAAGGGAGACAAGAGGGGAGAGGAGAAGCUCUAUGACCUCCUGCCAGGGAUGGAGCUCACCCCCAUGAACCACGUCACGCUGAAGCCCCAAGGGAUCAAACUCGCCCCUCAGAUCUUAGAAGAAAUCUGCCAGAAAAACAACUGGGGACAGCCUGUGUACCAGCUCCACUCUGCCAUUGGCCAGGAUCAAAGACAGCUCUUCCUCUACAAAAUCACCAUCCCUGCCCUUGCCAGCCAGAACCCCACCAUACACCCCUUCACACCGCCCAAGCUCAGCGCCUACAUCGACGAGGCCAAGACCUACGCGGCAGAGUACACCCUGCAGACCCUGGGCAUCCCCGUGGAGGGGGCAGAGGUGCCUCCUGCAGCACCAGCUUUCCCAGGAUACACCAUUGCUAACGCAGCUGCCACUGUCACAGCCACUCAGCUCAAGCAAGCAGUGACAUUGGGACAAGAUUUGGCCACGUAUGCCACCUAUGAAGCCUAUCCUGCCUUUGCUGUCGCCGCACGGAGCGAUGGCUACGGAGCCUUUUAA